Molecule: messenger RNA, 2748 nt
Organism: Phalaenopsis equestris
Lineage: Eukaryota; Viridiplantae; Streptophyta; Magnoliopsida; Asparagales; Orchidaceae
Exons: 14
Coding region: 260-2443 (727 amino acids)
Biological process (GO): 7-methylguanosine cap hypermethylation; 7-methylguanosine RNA capping
Cellular component (GO): nucleus
Molecular function (GO): RNA cap trimethylguanosine synthase activity; protein binding
Source: RefSeq, a predicted model, not a curated record
UCAAAUCCCGCACAUUUCCAUGGAGAAGGGUCGGUCGAUUUCUCAAAACCCUCGUUUUUUUUCCCCAUUGCCGCUUUUGUCCGAUUCCUUCGGGCGAAGUCAUUUACGGUAUUCCCCGUCUUGCUCCCCACUUCGCGCGUUUCCUAUUGUUCAACCGCUAAGCGCCGGAUAUUUAAAGAGAAGGGGAAUUUAAAACUUCAAUUUUGGCCGUUUAGAGUAAGUCCGGUUACUGAUCAGCCUAUCAGAUAUCCAGAGGCCAAUGGCGGAGGGCGAAGCUUGCUUGGAAACUCCCCUGAGUAGAGCGCAAGAGCCUCUUGUCAGGAUGACCGAGGCUUUCUUACGGGACGAUGUAGAAAUCAUAACAUCAGGUUCCUCAAUCCACAGUGGUUAUUGGAACUUAGAGACAGCGGCAAUUUCAUCUUUUCAAACAAGAAAAGAGAACUCUUGUACCUCUACUGAGGAGAACUCUUGUACCACAAAUAAUGAGGAGUCAAGCACGGACCAUAACAUCACAGAGUAUCUUUGCGUGGAAGAUUUGGAGUCGGCUCAGCAGAUGCAUGCCUUUGGGCUUCCACUCUCCUUUGGAUCGAGCAAAGCAAGGAACAAUGCAACUUCCAGAUCUAAAAGAAAUGGUUUGAAGCCAAAUUCUGCACGUCAGAAAAAGGAGAGAAAUAACUCAAUUCCUCAAUUCAUGGCAUUCGGUCAAAUGGAGAACCCUUCUUUAUUAACUUCUUUGCAUGUUGGCAAAGAACACAGUUGGGGUGAUUUUCAUAUUGAUGAAUCAAAAAAUAUAUGUGCUUUAGGUAUCAGAAAUGAAACUGGUACGAAACAGGUUCUGAAUAAAGUGAGCGAUGCAAUUAGGGAAGGCCUUCUUAAUUUAGAGUUUUCGCUUGAUACAGUUAGACUUGAGUCCAAUGUUGAAGUUUCAAGUUCGUUAAGUUUACAUUCUGACAACCAUCCUGAAGAAACUUUGGAGGAUACUUGCUAUCAAGCUCAAUGUCAAGUUGAUGGAGUUUUAUUGAAUAAACAUGAUCUCGACAGAUGCUCAGUUAAUUCAUCUACAUCAUAUUGUCAUAUGCAUUUGAAAUGGGACACACAAACUUUGCAGAGUUCUAUCUCAGCAGAGCCUUCACUCCACUUUUUGGAAGAUCACCAUGAUAACUUCAUUUGUUGUGAAUGGGUGGGUUGGAUGGUUUUUUGGGAUCCUUUCUACAAGAAGCAUUUCUUCUACAAUUUUUUGUCAAUGGAAUCAACAUGGCAUCUGCCUCUGGAUAUGAAGAACUAUGCAUUUGUUUGUAUCAACUUAAGCAGAACAGAUACGCAUGAAGCUGCAGCUGAGAAAGAUGCAGGGGGUGAACAUUCUCGUGAUUCCAACAGUGUUGUAAUGGAUUCGUUGACUGAAAUUGGAGAUAGCUUUUGUAAUACUGACGAACAACCUGAUGCUGUGCUAUCUGUCAAAAUUUCAGCUAAGAUGGAAGCAGAGAUUGACUUCUCUUCAAACUAUACUACUAAUGUCGGUGGGAAUUCAAAUGUGCAAUUUUCACUUUGUCCAUCUCAUGUAACAGAUGAUAAAAAAGAUGAAGAAAAUGAAUGCACGGAUCUUCAUGAGCAAAAAGAGAAGCAGCAGGAUGACAUUUUUGGCUCAUAUUAUGGACAUGAUCGCGCGACGACAAUACUAAAUAAAAAAGGACAUUCAUUUAAUUUUCCAGAGGCUUGCACGAGUUCCACAUUUGGAGUGAAUAUUCCUCAUGAAACUGUUGCUACAAACAAGAAAAGGAGAGUUAGAAAAUCACAGGACGUGCAACAACUCACGCAAUGUCAUUCUGAUGGUUUAUUCAAGUACUGGUGCCAAAGAUACUCCUUAUUUUCUAGAUUUGAUGAAGGUAUAAAAUUGGACGAGGAAAGUUGGUUUUCCGUCACACCAGAGCAAAUUGCAAAACACCAUGCAAUUCGAUGCAGUACUGGAAUUGUAGUCGAUUGCUUUGCUGGCGUUGGUGGAAAUGCAAUUCAGUUUGCCAUGAGGAACAAUAAUGUCAUUGCAAUUGAUGUUGACCCAAUAAAAAUUGACUAUGCAAAGCACAAUGCAGAUAUUUAUGGAGUGAGCGCGAGGAUUGAUUUCAUAGAAGGUGAUUUUUUCAAAAUAGCCUCUAGUUUGAAGGGCGAUGUUGCUUUUUUGGCUCCUCCUUGGGGUGGUCCAAGUUAUUGUAAACAGCCGAUUUAUGACCUGAGAUCACUUAAACCUCAUGACGGGUUUUAUCUUUUUAAAAUUGCAAGCUUGAUUGCUCCUAAAGUCGUGAUGUUUCUUCCUCGAAAUGUUAAUAUAAAUCAAUUGGUAGAGCUUAUGCGAUCAGUUGAUCCUCCAUGGAACCUUGAGGUGGAGAAGAAUUUCUUAAACGGAAAGCUUAAAACGAUGACAGCCUACUUUGAUUGCCCUACAAAAUGAGUUAAGAGAAAUUUCUGUAAAUUUAAUCUUUCAGGUGGAGAAGAAUUUUUUUGAACGUAGAGCUUAAAAAGAUCACAGCUUACUUUGGUUGCCCUACAAAAUGAAUUAAGACAAAUUUCUGUAAAUUUAAUCUUCCAGUUAGUUGUUUGUUUCUGUUUUUAUGUUAGAAAUGUAGUUCUUUAGUCCAUUGUAUUUAUAGAAAAGUAUGGUAGUUGUGCAAGGCUUUUAUGCUGUAAGAAAAGUUGAUUUGACUAGAAUGUAUUUCAAACUAUGAUUUAAUUUGAGGCAUCAUCCUACAUGAAAAA